AUGCUCGACAAAAAACCACCACGAAAUAGCCAAAAUAACAACAAAACUUUCCAAGAAAUCACCAAAUGCUUUCAACCAAAAUCAUUAAACAACCCAGAGUUUCUACAAGUCCAAAUAACGGUCUUGGAUAAAAAUGACAGUCCACCGUCUUUCAAAGACGCUCCCUUGCACUUUUCCGUUUCGGAAGAUCUUGGUCCUGGACAGUCGAUCGCGACGAUCAAAGCCGAAGAUCCAGACACGAUUGGAACUCUCGAUUAUAGUCUCCUGAAAGGGGACGACGGAAAAUUCUCUUUGGACAAAACAAGUGGAGUCUUGCGCUUGAUAGAUUCUCUGGACAGGGAAACUAAAGACGUCUACAAGUUGUUGGUGAGGUGCAGUGAUGGAAAUCAGUUUACGGAUACUAUUGUCUCUAUUGAGACAAAUUGA
Messenger RNA from Diabrotica balteata, 426 nucleotides. The record is from the annotation of a GenBank genome assembly. Lineage: Eukaryota; Metazoa; Arthropoda; Insecta; Coleoptera; Chrysomelidae.